Oppiella nova is the source of this 663-nucleotide messenger RNA. NCBI's taxonomy places the organism in Eukaryota, Metazoa, Arthropoda, Arachnida, Sarcoptiformes, Oppiidae. The record is from the annotation of a GenBank genome assembly.
AUGUGUUCACUCAGGAGUGAGUGCAAGAGACAGACCGACGGCUACAUCGGCUCUGAGUUCAAGAGCUUCAAUAAGGUUGAGGACGCCUUGGCUUAUAUGAAAGGCGAGUCCAGCAGUCGAUCCAAUUAUGGCACAUAUCAUGAGACAUACUAUGAGACCAAUUAUGAGACAUCGCGCGCAUCGGCUCAUGGAUUAGGACAUGGAUUAGCCCCUCCAGUAACCUAUGGAUCAACUCAUCGAUCUCACUAUAGAGCCCACUGUCGCGCGGGUUAUGCUGAGACCAGUGGUGUCGGACCAGGAGGUAGUCGUAGUGUUAGGAGCAUUGGUUCGCCGCCGAAGUCAGCCAUCAGUACAAUGAGAGACAUCCCGAAGACAGCCAUUGAAUGGUUGCCAAAGAGAGUGACCACUACUCAGUACCAGACCAAUGAUGGCAUGAAUGUUGUCGUCAAACAGGAGUUCAAAGCCUUGCAAAAGGCGUCCAAAGGAAAGACCAAAGCAGUUCCACUUCGAAGAGUGGAUGGUUAUGAAACGCAUAUACUGACCACCGAUUACUGUCAAAAGAUAUCAUCACAACAAGUGUCACCAGAAAUGCCUAAAUACUAUGCCGUGAGAGAUGGUCGAGAGCCGGGUGUUUACAACUCGUGGUAUGAUUUCCUCUACUAA